Messenger RNA from Microplitis demolitor, 965 nucleotides. RefSeq names its product protein FRG1 homolog (gene FRG1). Lineage: Eukaryota; Metazoa; Arthropoda; Insecta; Hymenoptera; Braconidae. Gene Ontology annotation, cellular component: striated muscle dense body; catalytic step 2 spliceosome; nucleolus. The transcript has 5 exons. Gene Ontology annotation, molecular function: actin filament binding. Bases 94 to 873 code for a protein of 259 amino acids. The record is from RefSeq and is a predicted model, not a curated record.
AUAUGUACUCAUAUAUUUUAUUUACACACAACACGCAAAGUAAACGUUACAAGUAAAUAAAUUAUUAAUUAUUAUAUUUUUAGUUAAAUAAAAAUGUCUGAAUACAACAAAGUACGUACAGGAAAGCUAAAACUUAAAGGUGAAAAAAUUAAAUCAAAAAAACGUAAACAUAAAAAACAAGACAAUAAAAAUGAAGAAUCCAAUGCUCCUGCAAAUGAUGCUCCUCAACAUGGUGGUUGGUGGAAAGUGAACAACUUUUCUGAAAUAACUGGAACAGUAGCAAUAGAAUUUGGUAAUCAUACUUAUAUAAAAGCACUGGACAAUGGUUUGUUCACACUUGGUGCUCCACAUGACGAAGGCGAUGGUCCAUCACCAGAAGAAAUCCUCACGGCGUUUCCGGUAAAUGAAAAUAAAAUAGCUCUCAAGUCGGGCUAUGGUAAAUAUAUCGGAAUUGAUAAAAAAGGAGUGGUAAUAGGAAGGAAUGAUGCUGUCGGUGCUAUGGAACAGUGGGAGCCUAUUUUCCAAGAUGGUAAACUCGCUAUUCUAGGUAACAAUAAUUGUUUCAUGUCUGUAACAGAAGAUGAUGAUGUCAUUUGCAGUAGCAAAACAGCUGGAUCAUCAGAAUACGUUUGUCUGAGAAGUCUGGUCCAGCGAAUAGACGAUCCCAACAAAGGCAUACCUAUUGAAGAACAAGGUUCGCUUACUGAAGUUGAAGUCAAUUAUGUACGCAAAUUUCAAAAGUUCCAAGAUAAAAAGCUAAGGAUAAAUACCGAAGAUAACAGUAAAUUAGCUGCGGCUAAAGCUGAAGGAAUUUUACACGAAACUUUACUUGAUAGAAGAAGUAAAAUGAAAGCUGACAGAUACUGCAAAUAGAAUCACAGUAAUUCAUUUUUUUUUAAAUUAACUAAUUGAUUAAUUUAACAAAAAAUACCAAGUUUUUUUUUUUUACAUUAUUGGCACUUAAU